AUGCCUGUUGGAACCGUUCUCGUUACCGGUGGUACCGGCUACAUUGGCUCUUUCACCUCGCUCACUCUCCUUGAGCACGGUUACGAUGUCGUUAUUGUCGAUUCCCUCUACAACUCCUCAGAGGUCGCCCUCGACCGCAUUGAGCUGAUUUGCGGUCGCCGUCCCGCCUUUUACAAGCUCGAUAUCACAGACGAGAAGGCUAUCGAUGAGGUCUUUGCCAAGCACCCUGCCAUUGACAGCGCUGUCGGCGAGUCUGGCGAAAUCCCUCUCGAGUACUACCGUGUCAAUGUCGGUGGCAGCAUCUCUCUCCUCCGUUCCAUGGAGCGCAACAACGUCAACAACAUUGUUUUCUCUUCCUCUGCUACCGUUUACGGCGAUGCUACGCGAUUCCCCAACAUGAUUCCCAUCCCCGAGCACUGCCCUAUUGGACCUACCAACACCUACGGUCGCACCAAGUCUAUGAUCGAGGACGUUAUCAGCGAUUUUGUCAAUGCUCAGCGCACCAACUUGGAAAAAGCUGGCAAGGAGUUUAAGCAAUGGAACGGUGCUCUUCUGCGAUACUUUAACCCUUGUGGUGCUCACCCCACUGGCAUCAUGGGUGAGGACCCUCAGGGUAUUCCUUUCAACCUUUUGCCCCUCCUUGGACAGGUCGCUACAGGCGAGCGUGAGAAGCUCCUUGUUUUCGGUGACGACUACGCCUCUCGCGACGGCACUGCCAUCCGAGACUACAUCCACGUUGUCGACCUUGCCCGCGGUCACUUGAUGGCCCUCAACUACCUGCGCGAGAACCAACCCGGUGUCAAGGCAUGGAACCUGGGUUCCGGACGUGGCAGCACUGUCUUUGAGAUUAUCAAGGCCUUCAGCAAGGUCGUCGGUCGCGAUCUUGCCUACGAGGUCCGUCCCCGACGACAAGGAGACGUUCUCGAUCUUACUGCCAACCCUACCCUCGCCAACAAGGAGCUCAACUGGAAGACCGAGCUCACCAUGGAGGAGGCCUGCAAUGACCUCUGGCGAUGGGUUGAGAACAACCCCAAGGGUUACCGCCAAGAUCCCCCUGCCGAGCUUCUGGAGGCUAUCAAGUCUUCCAAGGCUUAA
This is a messenger RNA of Fusarium poae, 1095 nucleotides long. RefSeq lists its product as uncharacterized. NCBI's taxonomy places the organism in Eukaryota, Fungi, Ascomycota, Sordariomycetes, Hypocreales, Nectriaceae. The record is from RefSeq and is a predicted model, not a curated record. Gene Ontology annotation, biological process: beta-D-galactose catabolic process via UDP-galactose, Leloir pathway. The coding region runs from base 1 to 1095 and encodes 364 amino acids. The transcript has 4 exons. Gene Ontology annotation, molecular function: UDP-glucose 4-epimerase activity. Gene Ontology annotation, cellular component: cytosol.